AUGGCCAUGCGUGCUGGCCAGCCCGAGCCAUCGGAGGAGAAGGCUUUUUUGCUCGACAUGUUCUCCCUCUCUCCCGGGGAUGCGGCUUUGGCGGCUGAUGGGCUUUUGGGAGGCAAAGCGCGGGGGCCUGGGACAGGCCGUAUGGCCUUGGCGUCAGCGGGAGCGGCGGCGAGAGGGGGGAAGGACGCGGUAGACACCCUGGAAGACAAUUGGGACGACCACGAGGGGUACUACAAGACACUGGUGGGCGAGGUGAUCGGAGAUCGGUACCUGGUGCUGGGGUCCAUCGGACGGGGCGUCUUCAGCACCGUGCUGCGCUGCCAGGACCAGCGCGCAUUGCAGGAGGGAGGGGAGGCUGGGGAUAAGGCGCCAUCCGUGGUGGCCGUGAAGGUGAUCAGGAACAACGACGUUAUGCGCAAGGCCGCGCAGAGAGAACUCGAGCUACUGCGGGUGAUCGCGGCGGCCGACCCGGAGAACAAGAAGCACUGUGUCCGUCUCCUGGCUCACCUGGAGCACCGACAACACGUUGUCAUGGUGUUCGAGUCCUUGGAGAUGAACCUGCGGGAGACUCUACGCAAAUUUGGCAAGCAUGUGGGCUUGAAUAUUUCUGCGGUCAGGACAUACGCAAAGCAACUGCUCUUCGCGCUCCGACACAUCGAGAAGCUUGGGAUCGUCCACGCGGACAUCAAGCCCGACAACAUUCUUGUCUCGGAGGGCUUUGGCCAGUUGAAGCUCUGUGACUUUGGCUCGGCCUUUCGAGAGGAUGCCCCCGACAAUGCACCAACGCCGUACCUUGUCAGCCGCUUUUAUCGCGCACCCGAGGUAAUCCUGGGGUUUGAAUACGGAAGGGGAGUGGAUCUGUGGUCGGUGGGCUGUUGCCUGUAUGAACUUUUCACGGGGCGUGUGACUCUUCCUGGGUCAAGUAACAACGAAAUGCUGCGGCUAAUCAUGGAGCUGAAAGGCGCCUUGCCGCAAAAACUCGUCCGCAGGCAUCGGUUGGCAUACGAGCAACUGAAACUUGAGCCCAUGUUUGAAUCAGACGGCCGCUUUCGUCAGAUUGAGCAGGAUCCGGUUUCGAAAAAAGUGCUUCUGCGUCUGGUGCACGUUCCCUUGCAGCCCACGCGGGAUCUGACCGGCCUUCUCCUGAAGGCCAAGGCAGCCUCGGACGACAAGGCGCUUGUCCUUCGCUUGGCUGACUUGCUGGAAAAGAUCUUCAGCGUCGAUGCCACCAAGCGCAUUUCCGUCCGUGACGCGCUCCACCAUCCUUUCUUUUCAUCUGUGGAGCCUCGAAUAGCCAAUAAGAAGUAA
This is a messenger RNA of Nannochloropsis gaditana CCMP526, 1308 nucleotides long. RefSeq lists its product as uncharacterized. Gene Ontology annotation, biological process: peptidyl-serine phosphorylation; peptidyl-threonine phosphorylation. Gene Ontology annotation, molecular function: protein serine/threonine kinase activity; ATP binding. The record is from RefSeq and is a predicted model, not a curated record. The coding region runs from base 1 to 1308 and encodes 435 amino acids. The transcript has a single exon.